This is a messenger RNA of Kwoniella shivajii, 456 nucleotides long. RefSeq lists its product as uncharacterized. NCBI's taxonomy places the organism in Eukaryota, Fungi, Basidiomycota, Tremellomycetes, Tremellales, Cryptococcaceae. The coding region runs from base 1 to 456 and encodes 151 amino acids. Gene Ontology annotation, cellular component: RNA polymerase III complex; nucleus; RNA polymerase I complex. Gene Ontology annotation, biological process: transcription by RNA polymerase I; tRNA transcription by RNA polymerase III; transcription by RNA polymerase II. The transcript is spliced from 5 exons. The record is from RefSeq and is a predicted model, not a curated record. Gene Ontology annotation, molecular function: DNA binding.
AUGUCAGACGACGAACGAAUGGACACAGGUGGGGAUUUUGAAGGAGGCGAUUACGAGAAUGAUUAUCUUGAUCCUGAUACAUUGAACUACGAAAAUGAGGACGGUGAAAAUGAAGAAGAAGGUGCAAACAAUGAGAUUGAUGAAACGAUGAUAGUCGAAUCAAACGCUCCUCAAGAAGGUGAAAGACAACGUACGGGAAAAGCAGCCAAACCCAACGAAGUCAGAGUGACUACCCCUUAUAUGACCAAGUAUGAAAGAGCAAGAGUGUUAGGUACGAGGGCUUUACAGAUCAGUAUGAACGCUCCUGUCCUCGUGCCGGUAGAAGGCGAAACGGAUCCAUUAGAAAUAGCUUUAAAAGAAUUAGCAGCUAAGAAAGUACCUUUGGUAAUACGGAGAUAUCUUCCUGAUAACUCGUUCGAAGAUUGGAAAGUCGAAGAACUGAUUAUACAGGAAUAA